AUGCCCCGCCUAGCCGUCUUCGCGGCGGCGCUCGCGCUCGCAACUGUAGCGGCCGCCAAGCGCGCCGACAACCCGUACUGCAAGAUGGACCCAUUUAUCAAUCCGGCCAAAGACCUAUGCAACCCACUCCGAUAUAUCCCCAGCCUCCCGCUGAACGCAACGGCUGUUGCGCUGUACGCAGCCUGCGCGUCGGUGUUUACGUUCUACGAGUUUCGCCAUCGCGGCAAGUACUUUCUCUGCUUGACUAUCGGAACAUGGUGUGAGGCCAUCGGACUCGCCCUCCGCAUCGCUCUGCGCAAGGAUCCACAUUCCCUUGGCCUCUACAUCGCCAUGUACAUGUUUGUCGUGCUCUCGCCAUGCGCCUUCCUCGCGGCUGACUACAUCCUCCUCGGACGCAUAGUCAAGCAUCUCAAGGCGUCGCGAUAUCUCUUCCUCAACCCCGACAAGGUCUCGUGGACCUUUGUCAUCUCUGACAUCAUCACGUUCUGCAUCCAGGCCGCGGGCGGAGGCAUGUCGACGUCUGAUGGUAUGCACAAGAUCGGCUCCAACAUCUUCCUCGCUGGUCUCAUCCUCCAACUCAUGAGCUUUGCUCUCUUUUCCAUGCUCUACCUCGUCUUCCUAUUCCGAGUACGAAAAGACAGUAAAGUCUGGAACCACCCCGGUUGGAAGCCGCUCUAUUCGGCCCUCGGCGUUACAUGUAUCAUGUUCCUCACUCGUUCCGUGUUCCGCACGAUCGAGUUGAGCCAGGGAUACGCGGGCCACCUCACCAUUCACGAGGUGUAUUGGGCGGCGCUGGACGCGUUGCCCCUCCUCCUCGGAAUCGCGGUGUACUGCUACUUCUGGCCGCCAGCGAUCCUCACGCCCGAGAGCGCGAUCGUCGCCGAACCGGAAGCCGGCGGUGACGAGACUGAGUCGUCAAGCGGCACACCGAGCCACAUCACGGAGGACAAGGCGUGA
Cutaneotrichosporon cavernicola is the source of this 957-nucleotide messenger RNA. RefSeq lists its product as uncharacterized. NCBI's taxonomy places the organism in Eukaryota, Fungi, Basidiomycota, Tremellomycetes, Trichosporonales, Trichosporonaceae. Gene Ontology annotation, cellular component: membrane. The transcript is spliced from 9 exons. The record is from RefSeq and is a predicted model, not a curated record. The coding region runs from base 1 to 957 and encodes 318 amino acids.